CCUUUCUCUUUCUCUAUCGACUAGUCUGCGUUUGGCCCGGUCCGAGGAGCACCCAGAGGAGCCGAAUACGAGCUCAACCCCAAAUACAAAGUGUAUUUUUGCUUUUGCAUUAAUUAAACCAGAGCUUUAAGCUUUUUUUAAAGAUGUUAAAGGUGAUCUUCUUGGCCGCUCUCACCGGCUUCACCUGGGCCAGCGAUGUGGUCGACUACACGGAUGAUGACUUCGAGAGCCGGAUCGGAGACCAUGGGAUGGCUCUGGUUGAGUUCUUUGCUCCUUGGUGCGGCCACUGUAAACGGCUAGCACCUGAGUACGAGGUGGCCGCCACGCGUCUGAAAGGCCUCGUCACUCUGGCCAAGGUCGACUGCACAUCCAGCAGCAACAUAUGCAGCAAAUAUGGUGUCAGUGGCUACCCGACCCUGAAGAUCUUCAGGGAUGGAGAGGAAACUGGUCCCUAUGACGGUCCCAGAACUGCAGAUGGCAUUGUCAGUUUCCUUAAGAAGCAGGCUGGACCAGCUUCAGUGGAGCUCAAGUCUGACGCAGACUUGGCGAAGUACACGUCGGACCAAGACGCAAGCGUUGUUGGGUUCUUCGCUGACGACAAGAGCACCGCACAGGUAGAGUUCAUGAAGGCAGCCAGCGCCCUGAGGGACAACUACCGCUUCGCCCACACCAACUCUGAGGCUCUCCUCCAGAGCCACGGCAUUGAUGGAGAGGGAAUCGUCCUGUUCCGCCCGCCGAGACUCAACAACAAGUUUGAAGACGGCUCCGUCAAAUACAGCGAGGACAAAUACACCAACAGCAAGAUAAAGAAGUUCAUCCAGGACAACAUCUUUGGAAUUUGCCCCCAUAUGACGGACGACAACAAGGACCAGCUGCGAGGGAAAGACCUGCUGGUGGCUUAUUAUGAUGUUGAUUAUGCAAAAAACCCCAAGGGCUCCAACUACUGGAGGAACAGGGUGAUGAAGGUGGCCAAGAGCUUCCUCGAUCAGGGCAAGAAGCUGAACUUCGCCGUUGCCAGCAAGAGCGUCUUCAACCACGACAUAUCUGAGUUCGGCAUGGACGGCAGCUCGGGAGAACUGCCCCUGGUGGCCAUCCGCACCGCCAAGGGAGACAAAUACGUCAUGAGCGAGGAGUUCUCUCGUGAUGGUAAAGCUCUGGAGAGUUUCCUGCAGGAUUACUUUGAUGGCAAGUUGAAGCGUUACCUCAAAUCAGAGCGCAUCCCAGAGAACAACGACGGACCUGUCAAGGUUCUCGUUGCCGAGAACUUCGACUCCAUCGUCAACGACGACAGCAAAGACGUUCUGAUCGAGUUCUACGCUCCGUGGUGCGGACACUGCAAGAGCCUGGAGCCCAAAUUCAACGAGCUGGGAGAGAAGCUCGCCAGUGAUCCCAACGUUGUCAUUGCCAAGAUGGACGCCACAGCAAACGAUGUGCCACCUCCAUAUGAAGUCAGCGGAUUCCCCACUCUGUACUUUUCUCCAGCCGGAAGUAAGAUGAGCCCAAAGAAAUACGAGGGAGGUCGCGAGGUGAGCGACUUCCUCGCCUACCUGAAGAGGGAGGCCUCCAACCCCUUGGUGAUGGAGGAGGAGACCAAGAAGAAGAAGAAGAAGAAGGACGACGACGACGACUUCAAGAUCGAGCUAUAAAAGCUCCUAACAGGAACUCAACGUACCCGCCACAACAACAGGAGGAGGAGAAUCAUGCAAAGAAAGAACUAAAUUAUAUUCCACUCUCUCUUAGUGAACUACAGAAUGCUCUGAGGCCAAGUCCAAAAAAGACGCGGCCCUCCCUUUUUAUGUCCUCCGCUGCUCUGGGAGAACUGUGGAGAGGUGGUGGCAAGGGCCUGCCUGAUGUUUAAAAACAAAAACAAAAUUUUUAAGGGGAAGAGGGGUCGGCUUUUGAAAAUUGAGAUUUUUAUUUCCCCUGGUCUGUCUACUACGCCUCAGGCUGAUGCACUUUGGUUUGACACCAGUCUCCGAUCAUCUGUCACUUUGGUUUUUUGUUGUCGUCGUCACAGGGGAUGAUGUUUAUUGGUGAAUUCCUAUUUUUCUUUCUGUUUGUUUUUGUAACACGUCUUUGUUUUUGUACAUUUGGAAGGAUUGUGAAAUAAAAAAGGCCCACAAAACCAGAACAAA
Anoplopoma fimbria (sablefish) is the source of this 2135-nucleotide messenger RNA. RefSeq names its product protein disulfide isomerase family A, member 3 (gene pdia3). Gene Ontology annotation, biological process: response to endoplasmic reticulum stress; protein folding. Gene Ontology annotation, cellular component: endoplasmic reticulum; cell surface. The transcript is spliced from 13 exons. Gene Ontology annotation, molecular function: protein disulfide isomerase activity. The record is from RefSeq and is a predicted model, not a curated record. NCBI's taxonomy places the organism in Eukaryota, Metazoa, Chordata, Actinopteri, Perciformes, Anoplopomatidae. Bases 144 to 1646 code for a protein of 500 amino acids.